UAAUCGUCCAGAUCCUCUUAAAUAACGGAAUUAAAAAAGUGUACAAAAAGUGGGUUAAUUUUCAUGUUGCUGUCAAGGUGACAAUUGAAAAGUUAUUGCGAGAAUAUGCCAAAACUAGUUAUAGUCAGACUCGAACCGGAAGACAACAGCAUAAGGAAUUGGGGGUGCAUAAAUUGUUGGAAAUUCGUGGCUGUUUUUGCUUUAGCGAUCCUACUACUACCGAACGACCAAGAAUUUCAAGUGAUUCUCCACUCCUCACUGAUGCCAUUAGGUUUAAUUUCCAUCAAUGGAAUGUAUGCAUGUUUCGAAUGAACAUUAAAAUAUUGCACGCAGCACUGCAUACGGCAACUUUGGGUAUAAUAGGAUUUGGUUUAUAUGAAGUAUGGGAGUACCACUCCUCCAAAAGCAUCGAGCACCUAGUUUCUCUACAUAGUCAAAUUGGAGCAUUAACUGUUGGUCUAUUCUGUGCUCAGUACCUCAUGGGCUUGAUGUCGUUCAUCGGUCUUUUGGCUUGUGAGAAUGUGACAGAUACUGCUAGAGCUGACUUUAUUCCUAUUCAUGCAGCAGUGGGGCGUAUGAUAUUUUUACUGGCCAUUGCGAGUUGUAUCACGGGAAUAUCGCAAAAAAUUUUUACUCUAGAUGCCAAAACUAGGGAUGAUAAGCUUAGUCUGGCGUCUACGUGCGCUGGCGCUGUAAUUGCACUAGGAAUUGUUUCUAUGUACAUUCUUACAACCGAACGGUUACGUUAUAAGGCACAUAUUCUGAGCAAUACAUCAGAGGAAUAA
Photinus pyralis (common eastern firefly) is the source of this 785-nucleotide messenger RNA. Its product is annotated as cytochrome b ascorbate-dependent protein 3-like. The record is from RefSeq and is a predicted model, not a curated record. Bases 300 to 785 code for a protein of 161 amino acids. Gene Ontology annotation, molecular function: oxidoreductase activity. NCBI's taxonomy places the organism in Eukaryota, Metazoa, Arthropoda, Insecta, Coleoptera, Lampyridae. The transcript has 6 exons.